AUGGCAGACACUUUCUGUUUGGUCGCACGAGUCUUGGUCGGGAUGUGAGACGGCAGUUCUACUCGGAGCUGGAAAACCAUGCACUACGACUGGUGCAAUCGGGGGGAACGCUUAAACCAUCGCAAGUGGUAGAUAUCACGCGCGUGUUCUCGCGCAAGAGCGCCAAGGAAGUGUACAGUCCCCGCGGAUGGUUCUCCUGGCUCGGUGAUGAGUUGGAUUCCCGCUACACACCCCAGCAACUCGGCACCAUCACGUACGCGUGUGGGUUGUCUAGUAUGUAUGUGGCUGGGCUGACCCCUGUGGUAGAGAAGAUGCUCCAGACUAUCGCCGGCAAGCAGCCCGCGAAAGUAGCACGGCUGGAUAUGGCCACCACUCUGCGCGCGUACUUUGCGAUGGUGCGAUUGGACCCGGAGUGUGGGGACGUGCUGGGAGGUCCGGCCGUCCAGGCGUUUAGCCCCUUCAUUCCUAAGUCAGCCCAGGAUGUCACCAACCCGAAGGGCCAGUCUGUGACGCCCAUGCAUCCGGAUGAGGUUGCACUGUGGGCCUGGACUACAUGCAGCACACCGGCUGUGAGUGACCCAAUGGUGAAGGAGGCGUUGCUUUACCUACUCAGCUACAUCGGAGGAAACGGUAGACUCGAAGAUAGCAGCCAGAACGUGUUCGAAACGACCACGUUCAUGCCGCAUCAGCUCAUGUCCAUGACAUUCCAAGUGUAUCUAUCUGUGGCAAAUCUAGCGCAGGAGCGUCUGCCACUCUCUCGUCCCCAGAAAGCUGCUCUGGCGAAGAUUAAACACAGCUUCGCCAACGGUGGCCGGGAUGAGGAACAACCCGAAACACCCAACCGAUCGGAACAAAAGCUGGCCCAGACCGUGGGGGCUCUGAAUCUGGGUAGCGUGCAGCCACAGUUUAAAGCUAAAAACGGGUACACCAUCGAUGUCGCUGUGCCGGAGAAGAAGCUGGCCUUCGAGUUCCAGGGACCAACCCAUUUCUCAUCCGCACCCGCAAUGAUCAAUCAGCGUAUACCUAUGGCUGGCCUACAGCUUAAGCAACGGCAUCUGAAAGCCGAGGGCUGGAGAGUGGUACACAUCCCAUUCUGGGAAUGGGCCGAGUUACGUAUUGUGGACCGUUCAAAGUAUCUGACGGAGAAGAUCAAGGAGUCCAAGAACAAGCUGCCCGUUGGGGAGCCAAACACCAGUGCACACUACGCCAAUGAGACUGAAGUCCCCGACUUCGAGGGCCUCGAAACACCUCGCAGGGGCACGCUUUGGAAAUCCGUAGGCAACUUCAGGGAGGACAGGCACAAAGGUCCCAGAGGCAAACGCCCCUCCUUCGAUGUGGUUGCUUCGUACCUGAAAGAUCGCAGAAACAAACUGUCUGACCGCAGCGCCAAGCUAUUGGCCGAGGACUAUGGACGGGAAUACGACUUGUCAGAGGAAGAGCGUGAGAGGAUCCGAAGAUAUCUGCGCAAGUCACCCGAACCCGCGACAAAUUAGGAUUAGGGUCCGCGUUCUGCAUAGACAGGUGAUAUAUUACCGAGAGAGCGGAAUUCAAUACAAUGGUAUAUGUAAACCCGAGACAGGAUAUAUACAUAUAUGGGUGACGGUAAUUUAGAUGCCAGAAAGUGCGAAUUCAGUAGACUCGUAAUAAACAAGCGUACUUGGGCGUAUG
Messenger RNA from Sphaeroforma arctica JP610, 1668 nucleotides. RefSeq lists its product as hypothetical. Lineage: Eukaryota; Ichthyosporea; Ichthyophonida. The record is from RefSeq and is a predicted model, not a curated record. Bases 276 to 1493 code for a protein of 405 amino acids. The transcript has 8 exons.